This is a messenger RNA of Paramormyrops kingsleyae, 1742 nucleotides long. RefSeq names its product COPI coat complex subunit zeta 1 (gene copz1). Lineage: Eukaryota; Metazoa; Chordata; Actinopteri; Osteoglossiformes; Mormyridae. Gene Ontology annotation, cellular component: COPI vesicle coat. Gene Ontology annotation, biological process: intra-Golgi vesicle-mediated transport; retrograde vesicle-mediated transport, Golgi to endoplasmic reticulum; intracellular protein transport. The record is from RefSeq and is a predicted model, not a curated record.
UUCGUGGUACAUGGUGCAGAAGUAAGCUCGUCUGCGAAAUGUGAGCCAGUCUGAAGCGUAAGGCCUUCCUAAACAUGCCGGUCCCGGUAUUAUACAGAAGGUGUAGUCGGGAAUGGGCGACGGACAGGCGACUACGGGUGAAGGAGCCCUCUUUGUACACGGUGAAGGCUGUCCUCAUACUGGACAAUGAUGGGGAGAGACUCUAUGCAAAGUAUUACGAUGAGACGUACCCCACGGUGAAAGAACAGAAAGCUUUUGAGAAGAACAUUUUCAACAAGACCCACCGCACAGACAGUGAGAUUGCUCUGCUUGAGGGACUAACAGUGGUCUACAAGAGCAAUAUUGAUCUAUACUUUUAUGUAAUUGGGAGCUCGCAUGAGAAUGAGUUGAUGCUGAUGUCCGUUCUGAACUGCCUGUUUGACUCUCUCAGUCAAAUGUUGCGGAAAAACGUAGAGAAGAGAGCUCUUCUGGAGAAUAUGGAAGGACUUUUCCUUGCUGUCGAUGAAAUCGUGGAUGGAGGAGUGAUCUUGGAGAGUGACCCCCUACAGGUGGUGCAUCGCGUGGCCCUGAGGGGUGAUGAUGUUCCUUUGACUGAACAGACGGUCACCCAGGUGCUUCAGUCGGCAAAGGAGCAGAUCAAGUGGUCCCUUUUGCGAUAGGGCAGCUCCGGGAAAUCAGGAAAAUGUGGAAAGCGGAGGCCUUGUCCUCUGAGACCUCUCUCAAUUCCAUUUCUACUUUUGCCGUCUGUGUUGUACCUCCAAUAACUGCACUGAAUCAUCUGAUUGUUCCACCAGUCAGAAUUAUCAAGGGACCCUGUUUUUUUUUUCCCCACCUCCUUGUAUUUACACAACUCAUUCAUGCUGGAUUCAUUCUUCAUAUGUUCUUUUUAGUACCAACAUAAACAGAACGUUUAAUUGAAACUUACAUGUGAGCUACCCGGCCUUUCCCCUGACAAGUACAUACAGUCCCGAUUUAAAAACCCCUUUUUGGGUUUUUGUCUUUUGGCAGAUUUUUUUGUGAAGAAGGGAAAAAAUAUAUAAUCCUUCCUGGCAGCUUGCAGGAGGUGUGCUUCUAUGGUCCAUUGUUAAGAGUGAAUACUGGCUUUCAGAUAGUCCUCUGCAUGUCUGUAUACUCACCUCAGUCUUUGCGUUAUGUCAGUGAUACAAACCGCUAGCGGCUUUCUUUGCUGCGCGACAGCUGCCUGCUGCCCACUGACAUUGGAUAUGUGAGAACGUUUUCUGAUGCAUGUGCAUUAAGAAGGCAGUGGCAUUUAAAUACUCUGGCUGCAUUCAGAAAUACUAGCUUUUUGAUAGCACUGCCUCUUUGUUUCGUUGACGUUCUUGAACAUUUGCUGGGACAUUUUUAAACUAUUUGACUAUAAAUGACAAUGUCAUCACCUCAGCUAACACAUUACAUCUGAAAUCUGUAGGGUCUCCGGGCUUGAGUUUGGGCCCAUGAUCUGCAUUGUUAAUCAUGAGCUUUAUGCUAUUUUAAUACCAGUGUAAUGCAGGUCUGUUGGUGGUUACUGGAACGACACUGGACCAGCAUUAAGUGUUUAGAUGUGGCCCCACAAUUCAUUGAACUUACAGGGUCUUUCUGUCCAAAGUUGAAUUAUUUGUGUGAUUUAAUAAAAUGCUCUUUGCAAUGCUCUUGAUAAAUGCACUGAGAAGAAAAUUACCUGUUGAAUUUGAAUUGCUGACUGGGGAUAACUUAGGGAUGAAAUAAAACAUUUGUUCUCUGUU